Molecule: messenger RNA, 233 nt
Organism: Dentiscutata heterogama
Lineage: Eukaryota; Fungi; Glomeromycota; Glomeromycetes; Diversisporales; Gigasporaceae
Source: the annotation of a GenBank genome assembly
AAUAUUAUUUAUUUUCUACAUCAUGUUGUUAUUGAAGUCAUUGUUGGAGUUGUUAUUGAAAUUAUAUUUGCCAUGGUUUUUGGUGUUAUUGUUGCUUCUUUUAGUGGUAUUGGUACUUUUUUUGGUAUCGUUGGUGCUUGUGAUUUCACUAUCAUGUUUAGUGCUAUUAGUACUUGUAAUUUCGCCAUCAUGUUUAGUGCUGUUAGUACUUGUUGUCAAAAGAUUAGAGUAAA